GUCAGCUUUCAAGUACCAUUCAACUCGCCCUCGACCACUCUUCGACGAUGAAUUCGUGCAAUGGUAUCCGCGAGGACCUAGCAGCGUGCGUCCUGGCCUCGCCGUGCGUGCAACAGGAGGGACGAUCAGGCCAGGAUUGUAUCCAACAUGACAUGGACAAGCUGCCCAUGGAGUGUCAGAACAUCUACCGCAGCUUCGUCCACUGCAGGAAGGGACUGCUCGAUAUGAGGAAGAGGUUCCGUGGCAAUGCCCCUCCCACCGGAAAGUCGAACAACCCGACUGGUGGCAACACAGCCGUCGCUGCCAACUUGGCGGAGGGCGAUGCGCAACAGCAGCAAUAGCGGCAAUAGCGGGCUGUUGGAAUGGAAAUCGUAGCGGCUUGUCUAAAAACCACAGCUUUCUUGCGCUUCCUGCUAGCGAACCCUCUGCCCUCAUUCGGCCCGCUGACCAUCCAUCGACGAGCAGCCUUCCUGGCCGUCAUUCCGUCCUACCUUUGGUCCUUGCCUCUCCCAUCGACCCAUCUUCUGCCUU
Messenger RNA from Jaminaea rosea, 531 nucleotides. RefSeq lists its product as hypothetical. The transcript has 4 exons. Bases 48 to 341 code for a protein of 97 amino acids. The record is from RefSeq and is a predicted model, not a curated record. Gene Ontology annotation, biological process: mitochondrial respiratory chain complex IV assembly. NCBI's taxonomy places the organism in Eukaryota, Fungi, Basidiomycota, Exobasidiomycetes, Microstromatales. Gene Ontology annotation, cellular component: mitochondrion.